AUGAAACUUCCCUCUGAUAUGCUUCCUUCUUCCUCUUCUGAUGUUUGUAAACUUCGACGUAAACAGGCUUCUCGGGCUUGGUUUGAGAAGUUUCGUACUACUCUGCUUAAGUUCUCCUUUACGCAGAGUCAAUAUGACUAUUCUCUCUUCUUUCAAAAGUCUAUCGCCGGUAUCGUUCUCCUUUUGGUUUAUGUGGAUGAUCUCAUUAUUACGGGAACUGAUCAUGAGUUAAUUACUAAGUUACAAACUGAGCUCCAUGCAAUAUUUCACAUGAAAGAUCUUGGACUACUCAUAUAUUUUUUGAGGUUGGAGGUUCAUCAUCAAUCCAAUGGCAUCUUUUUAAACCAACAAAACAAUAUUAAAGAUUUAAUCAAAUUGGCGGGUUUAGUUGGAACUACAUCAGUUGAUACUCCUAUGGAAGUAAAUGUCAAGUACAGGAAAGAUGAAGGAGAUCUGUUACCUGAUCCCACUCUCUAUCGACGUUUGGUAGGUAGUUUUAUUUAUCUCACCACUACUAGACCUGACAUUUCGUAUGUUGUUCACCAGGUCAGCCAAUUUAUGUCUUCUCCUCGUCAUCUUCAUUUUGCUGCGGUUCGUCGUAUUAUCCGAUAUCUUAAAGGUUCAUCUACACGUGGGUUAUUCUUUCCCAAAGCCUCAUCUUUACAACUUAUGGCAUAUAGUGAUGUUGAUUGGGCAGGAUGUUCGAAUACUCGUAGGUCUACUAUCGAUUGGUGUAUGUUUCUUGGUGAUGCCUUAAUUUCUAUGAAAUGUAAGAAGCAAGAUCAUGUUUCUAAAUCUUCUACUAAGGCUGAAUAG
Messenger RNA from Vigna unguiculata (cowpea), 816 nucleotides. The record is from RefSeq and is a predicted model, not a curated record. Lineage: Eukaryota; Viridiplantae; Streptophyta; Magnoliopsida; Fabales; Fabaceae.